Molecule: messenger RNA, 681 nt
Organism: Racocetra persica
Lineage: Eukaryota; Fungi; Glomeromycota; Glomeromycetes; Diversisporales; Gigasporaceae
Source: the annotation of a GenBank genome assembly
AUGAUAGCAAAGCAUUCUAAAAAUUUAUCUAAUUCAAUUAAACCUAUUAAAUCUUCAAAUAAAAAACAAAAAGCCAAAUAUUUCGAAGAAACUAAAGUUCGAGAUGAUGAUAGUGAAGAAAUUACAGUAAUCAUUUGUCAAAUAAAGAAAAAAGAUAAUACUAUAUGUGGUAUAUCAUAUGUCUAUACAAGCAGAUUAACAGAAAACGUGAUUAAUCAUCUUCGGAACAUAUAUGAAAUUAACAAAAAUAGAAAUACCAAAAAUAAUAAGCAAGUCAUAUUAAAUAAGCAACAUACUGAAGAAUGGCAAAUUCAAUUAGAACAAUCACUUACAACAUGGAUUAUAAAAGAUUCACAGCCCAUUCAUAUUGAAAUCCAAAAUAAAAUCUUUAUUAUCACUACUAAUAAUGAUACUAAUGUAAAAAGAGCAGUAUUGGAUAUGAAAAAUAUGAAAUGGCUAAAUUGCACAUCACAUACUCUACAACUUGUAGUUACAAAGAGACUAAUUUCAGCCAAAGUAUUAAUUAAAAGAGUUAAGCAUAUAAUUAAAUUUUUUAUGCGACCUAAGCAGUGUGAAAGGCUCGAAGAAGUUCAAGCCAGAUUUUUAGAAACUCAAAAUAUAAAUGAUUGCGAAAAUGAAAAUAAAAAUGAUAAUAAUACUAGUAAUUUUAAGAUAAAGUAA